CAUCCUUCAAUCAGACCAUUUCUUUAAUUUUCAUCCCUCUUCAUUUCAUUCAAACCGUCAAAACUAGCAAAAAUGGCCAAUCUACUCAUCAAAAUCAGUAUCGCAGCCAUCGCCCUCCUCGCAAUCCUCUUCCAGAUCUAUCUCAAAGAAGCAAUAUGGCUUGGUUUCGGCAUAAACAGAACCAUCCAGCCGCUCAGCUCAUUCCCCUACCAAUGCCGUAAAAUCGUGCAUCAUCGUCUUGAAGCAUGCGAGGACAUGUACUUAUCCCAAUCCACGCGCCAAUUGUUCCUCGCGUGCUCAGAUCCAAUUGCACGAAAGCAAUGGCAGCCAAAUGUUGGGUAUCGCAAUAUUUCGGGUCGAUCGCAGCGCGAUGCUAUUGUUGCGUUGGAUAUCGAUAAGCCGGUUGAUAACGGCUUUGAGUUCCGCGCGUUGAGAACACCCGUUUUCGAGGGCACUGCUGGCGAUGGACUGGUCAACCUCGCUGGCUUCUCUGGCGUUGAAAAAGCUAAUGGUGUCAUUGAUCUAUUUCUCGUCAAUUUGCGACCUUCGGUCGAUGCAGACGGAAAGCUGGCAGAUCAAUAUGUUCAUGGUGGAAAUGCCACUAUCGAGCACUUUGUCACUGGCCCCGACGCUACCCAGAUGAACCAUAUCCGCACUUACUCACACGCAGGAAUAAUUACGCCGAAUCGUGUUGCGGCGGUGGAUGAUAAGACGUUUUAUAUCAGCAAUGAUCACGGUCCUCAUAAAUUCGGAUGGCGCCAUCAUCUGUCGAUGAUUCUAGGCUUCUCCGACGUGACUUUCUGCGAUACUCAAAGCUGCAAGCGCGUUGCAUCCAAGCUCCAAUUCCCCAACGGCCUCGUCAUAAAGGAUAGCUUCCUUUACCUCCCCGACUCGAUAACAGGCCGUCUAUACAUCUACCGCAUCCCUCCCAACAGAGACCUCGAAAAGGUCGAUGAAGUUAACCUAGGCUAUGGAGUUGAUAACGCAUCGAUCGAUGAAAAUGGUGAUAUCUGGAUCGCUGCGUUUCCUAUCGGCGUUGAGAUCUUCAAGGCAUACGAUGAUCCUUAUAAUGCUCACCCGCCCAGUACUGUCCUGAGAGUGAGGAAAGUUAAAGGGGAGUAUGUUGUUGAGAAGAUCGUUGAGGAUGCGAAGGGGGAGGUUUUGCCGGCUGCUACGACGGUUGUGCAUGAUGCUAAGACUGGAAGGCUUUUUCUGAGCAGCGUCAUUUCACCGUUUAUCGCUGUCUGCGAACCAAAGUUGUAGACAUGAACUAUCCCUGGUCAUCUAUCUAGUCGAUCAGUAUCAACUCAACUCCACUCAGAUUGCAGCCCUUGCCAAUGUUUCCUAUCGCAGACUCAUUUGACUCGGCAGAGACGACCAUUGUCCUUCUGUGCCCACUUCUCACUUCCAACACAAGGAAAGCACCAAAAAACAUCAUCAGGGUCAACACUCUUCUUGAUGGCCAGAAGUUUCUCGUAGUUCUUGCCCCAAAAGGCAUGCUGCCAAUCAGGUUCGAAAGGAAGAGCCUAGUACAUAUUAAUAUCAAUUCUAUCCAAUGAUAUAGACAAUCU
This is a messenger RNA of Fusarium odoratissimum NRRL 54006, 1571 nucleotides long. RefSeq lists its product as uncharacterized. NCBI's taxonomy places the organism in Eukaryota, Fungi, Ascomycota, Sordariomycetes, Hypocreales, Nectriaceae. The coding region runs from base 73 to 1263 and encodes 396 amino acids. Gene Ontology annotation, molecular function: arylesterase activity. The record is from RefSeq and is a predicted model, not a curated record. The transcript is spliced from 4 exons.